This is a messenger RNA of Aspergillus glaucus CBS 516.65, 1545 nucleotides long. Its product is annotated as gluconeogenesis factor YvcK family protein. The record is from RefSeq and is a predicted model, not a curated record. The coding region runs from base 1 to 1545 and encodes 514 amino acids. Lineage: Eukaryota; Fungi; Ascomycota; Eurotiomycetes; Eurotiales; Aspergillaceae. Gene Ontology annotation, molecular function: LPPG:FO 2-phospho-L-lactate transferase activity. The transcript has 2 exons.
AUGACUACACAUAAUAGAGGCAUUGUAGUUCUCUCCGGGGGCAGCGCAGCAAACAAUCUCGUGGAUGUUUUCAAUGCGGUGCGCGAGAGCAAGGACUGUUUAUUGAGCUAUAUCAUCCCUAUCAGUGACAAUGGAGGCUCAUCAUCUGAAUUGAUCCGGAUAUUCGGGGGGCCUGGAAUUGGCGAUGUGCGAAGUCGACUCGUCCGAUUAAUCUCAGAGUCACCCCCGGAUUCAGAACGGGCAGCCAUCAGGACUCUGUUCAACCACCGACUUUCAGCAGAUGCAGCGGAAGCCCAGGGGGGUUGGUAUUCGAUAGUAGAGGGCACCUCCGAUCUAUGGAAGCGUAUCACACCCGCAAAGAAGGAGCUCAUACGCUCCUUUUUCAACAUGCUGAAUCUCGAGAUCCUGAAGCGUGCUCGACCACCGGCAUCGACCUUCGACUUUACCUCAGCCAGCGUGGGCAACUUAUUCCUAACCGGCGCUCGUCUCUUCUGUGGUAGUUUUGAGAGUGCGAUUUACCUCCUGGGGAAUAUCUGCGGUGUACCGGAGACCGUCCGUGUGAUCCCGGCCAUCAACUCGAACUUCUCGCACCACAUUUCAGCAUCCCUUGCGAACGGUACCGUCAUCGUGGGACAGAACAGUAUCUCACACCCGAGUGAGGCGACAGCCCUCCAGCCCAAACCAGGUUCCCGCCGUCCUAGUCUACUCCUAGCCGACGGCGACGGCGACGAUAGUCUCGAAGCCACGGAACCUUCAGACGCGGCUGAUGCAGUCUCGUACGGAGAUGACCAUCUCCCUGGCUCCCUGCCCACUUUACGGAACAAAAACAUCCAAUUCAGCAAGUCAAAUAAUGAGGACCUCCCAGCGCGCAUCACCCGCAUCUGGUACAUCAAUCCUUACGGCCAGGAGAUCCGGCCUCCUGCUAACCCGCGCGUGCUGGAAGCCCUUCUCGAUGCACAAGCUAUUAUCUACAGCAUCGGAUCUCUUUACACAUCUAUCAUACCUUCCAUGAUCCUCCGCGGCGCGGGGCAGAAUAUCGUCUCGAGUUCGGCACGGCAUAAGAUUCUCAUUGUCAACGGCAGCCUUGAUCGCGAGACAGGACCGCCUACGGAACCAUUUACUACAGUUGACUUUGUGGAAGCUAUCACGCGAGCUGGCGAGGAGAGUCGCGGACGUGGGCCACUUGAGUUCCCUACACCUCCAGCAACCUCGACGAAUAAAUUACCCUAUAAUUCCUACGUCACACACAUCCUCCACCUCGAAGGCCCGGGAACACCAUAUGUAGACCGGGAGCGCCUUGCCGAAAUGGGAAUUGAGACUCUCCGUCUCUACGGACGGAAGAUCGUUGUCAAGGAUGAUAAAACAGGCGAGGAGGUGACGAUUGGGAUGAAAUACGAUCCGAAAGCGCUGGUGCAGGCUUUGGAGGUUGUACUGGGGAAGAGGGGCGAUGGGAUACUUCGUGGAGCGGCGGGAAGUUGUUUGGGGAGGAGAAAUACGUUGGAUCCAGGGAGGAAGAGGGGAGAGAAGAAGCGUGAGGCUAGUUGA